AUGAGUGGUAAGAGGAAAUCCGAGGCGUUCUCGGCAGCUGCUAAUCACUGGAGGAAGAAAAAGGUGCAAAGAAUCCAAGAGGGUGAUGAUAUUGGCGCAACCAGAGUACAGCAGAAGGUGCAGGACCAGGAGAAAGAGGAGCAGGAGAAAGAGGAGCAGGAGGAGGGUAGGGGUGACGGUAAGGGUGACGGUGAGGAAACAGGAAUUAGCUAUGCUUCGCCAAUAAAGUUACUAUAUAAUCCGAGUUACCCAGAGCAAGACUUGUUGCGAGUCAACAAAGAUACAGUGAGAUUUGCCGAAUUGGUAGGGUCACCAGAUCUUGAAGAGACUUUCCAGUUCAACUUCAGUGUUGAUCUACCAUUCUUUCUUACUUUUCUUGACCCUAGCUUUAUAACUAAGCGAAAGAAGAUAGUUUUUAUUACUGGGAGUCGUUUGUUGGAUCCCGAUGAUUUUGAAGAAACUGAACAAAUCAAGCUGCACUUUAACAUAUCUGAGGUGAUUGCACAUCUACCAACAAGGUUUGGAUGUCAUCAUACGAAAAUGAUGGUGAAUUUUUUUUCAAAUGAUACUGUUGAAAUAGUUAUUAUGUCCUGUAAUAUUACAAGGCUAGAUCUCGGUGGGCUAACUCAAAUGAUCUGGAGAUCUGGAAGGCUAAUGAAGGGCAAUACUGAGAGUUUAGACACCAACUCUCUAAAUUUUCGUACUGGUUUCCUUGACUAUCUUUACAAAUAUAAGAAAGCUCAAGUGGAUGAACUUGCUCGUCGAUUAGCGAUGUACAACUUUCUGGGAAUUGAUGUGGAAUUGGUUGCUUCUGCACCUGGUGAAUACAACUUGAAUGAUGAUAUUGCUUAUGGGUAUGGUAGUUUAAUGAAGGCAUUGGCACGUAAUGAUUUAUUGUUGGACAACCUGGAAGGAGGAGGAGAGGAUGGAGAGGGAGGAGAGGGAGGAGAGGGAGGAGAGGGAGGAGAAAGAAUUCACUACAACUUACUAGCACAGGUCUCUUCGAUUUCGUAUCCUUUCUCCACCGAAAAAUGGAAGACAGCAGGAAUUUUUAGUCAUUUGCUCUGUCCUAUGGUAUUUUCCAAGAACAAGAAGUUCACAUUGUUGAGUCCAGGCAAAGAUAGCAUUUUAGAGCAUCAAAAGCAACAUAACUAUACUCCGCAUAUCAUAUUUCCAACAGUGGAUGAGGUUGCUGCUAGCACUGUUGGAUUUGCGUCUGGAGGCGCCAUUCAUUUUGAUUAUACAAAAUCGUUUGUGCAUGAAAACUAUUUCAAUCAAGCAGUCAAACCCUACUUGAGAAAAUGGAAUUCUAGCCACGGAGAGCUAGUAACAGGUAGAGAACAAGUUAUGCCCCACGUUAAAAUUUACAUGUGUGACAAUGGUGACGAAUGGAAAUCCAUCAAAUGGUGCUACAUGGGAAGCCACAAUCUCUCAAAACAAGCUUGGGGAAGCAAAAAGCUGUAUAAAUUUAUUGAUAAUAAUCCUGAUCAUUACGAAGUGAAUAGCUAUGAACUAGGUGUUCUUAUUACACCAAAAAGGGGCACUUCUUUGGUCCCGUGCUAUUUGCAAGACCAAACAACGCCGAAGAAGAGAUGUACUUUUAUAAGAUGUCCUUUCAAAUUGCCACCUGUGUCUUAUUCACGUUAUGAUUUACCUUGGAGCUUGCAUGUGGGGUAUGGCAACAAAAAAGAUCUGAAGGGGCUUAUUUACAACAUCUGA
Lodderomyces oxycetoniae is the source of this 1719-nucleotide messenger RNA. RefSeq lists its product as uncharacterized. Gene Ontology annotation, cellular component: nucleus. The transcript has a single exon. Bases 1 to 1719 code for a protein of 572 amino acids. Gene Ontology annotation, molecular function: 3'-tyrosyl-DNA phosphodiesterase activity; single-stranded DNA binding; double-stranded DNA binding. NCBI's taxonomy places the organism in Eukaryota, Fungi, Ascomycota, Pichiomycetes, Serinales, Debaryomycetaceae. Gene Ontology annotation, biological process: DNA repair. The record is from RefSeq and is a predicted model, not a curated record.